Messenger RNA from Penicillium waksmanii, 510 nucleotides. RefSeq lists its product as uncharacterized. The transcript has a single exon. Lineage: Eukaryota; Fungi; Ascomycota; Eurotiomycetes; Eurotiales; Aspergillaceae. Bases 1 to 510 code for a protein of 169 amino acids. The record is from RefSeq and is a predicted model, not a curated record.
AUGGAGAAGCAAUAUUCGUGCCAGUACUGCAACAACCGCUUCAAGAACAAGAAUGAGGCGGAACGGCACCAAAAUUCGCUCCAUCUGCGACGCCAUUCGUGGUCAUGCGCAUCGCUAGUCUCGUUCCAGUCUGCAUUCCAUGGUUCGGGAUCGCCAACCUGCCAAACAAAUGCCGGUCCAUCGCACGAUACAUGCGGUUAUUGCGGUGAGGAGUUCCCAAACUAUCCUCGGCCGGAUUGGGAUCGUCGGUUUGAACACUUGACGACCGUGCACAAGUUCGGCGAAUGCAAUAAUGCGAAGAAGUUCUUCCGUGCCGAUCACUUCCGUCAACACUUGAAACAUAGCCAUGCGGGGACGAGUGGGAAGUGGACCAAUAUCCUCGAAAAUGCUUGCAUGAAGGAAGAGCAGCCACCGGAGCGACGAGACAGAAGUGGUUCAGGGGCUAGUAAUGGCCCACAAAUAAAUCCUGGAUCUUUGACAUCCAAUACAAUUGAUGAGGUUCUGGAAUGA